UGUGUAUACAGUCUCCUGGGAAGAAGGGAAAACUUCUCAGUCUUCAAGUUCAAAUCUGCAGACCAGAAAACAAAUGGUGUUGAUGGACUCUAAGGAUCAGUGGUCAGGAUAGGAGGUUUCAAAGACAAGAAUGUUAGUCGUUGGUUAAGUGCUCCGACAGGAUUAUAUUGUUUCUAAGUGUCUCAGGGAGUGGUGUGAUUGUAACUGAAAUUAGUUUGGAUUGCUGUUGGAUUCAGCAGCAUAUCAUUUUAAUGCAUUUUAGUUAUAUUAAAUUACAGGACACAUUUACUGGAUCUGAGUUUCUUCAUAAGUGAACUGAACUGGAUGCACAAUAUGAACAACACAAGUACUGAGCAUCAAUAUGUGUCUGCAGCAUGUAACAAAAGCCAACCUUCAUUCCCCACAGGGUUGGAACCAAAACUUCAAAGGGAUGUUUUGGUUGUUCUCAUGGUUUUGUUAGCCCUUUUUACAGUUCUUGGAAAUGCUUUGGUCAUCCUAGCUUUUGUUGUGGACAAAAAUCUGAGAGAGCGGAGUAAUUGUUUCUUUCUAAAUCUUGCUAUUUCUGACUUUGCAGUGGGUGCAUUCUGUAUCCCUAUGUAUAUCCAUUAUGGGCUGACAGGAACAUGGAAUUUAGGAAGAGGUCCCUGCAAGCUCUGGCUUCUUCUGGACUAUCUCAUGUGCACAGCUUCAUCAUUUAAUAUUGUUCUUAUCAGCUAUGAUCGGUUCCUGUCGGUUACUAAAGCUAUGUCUUACAGGAUUCUACAGAGAAUGACUUCCAAGACUGUAAUUAUGAUGGUGGAAAUGUGGAUAUUUGCAUUCUUACUCUACGGCCCAGCAAUCAUUGCUUGGGAAUAUGUGGCUGGCUGCAGCAUUGUACCCGAUGACAAAUGCUAUCCUGAAUUCAUCUACAACUGGUAUUUUUCUCUGUGUGCUUCAGUCUUUGAGUUCUUCACACCUUUGAUCUCCAUUGCCUAUUUCCACAUCUCUAUCUUCCAGAGUAUACGAAAGAGGCUGCAAAGUACUACCCGUCUUUCUGAAUCUUCAAAGAACAAGAGCCAAUCAGUGGGACUUCGGUCUUUAUUAAGGGAAAAAAUAUCGUUUCCUGAUUUAGAAACACAAGACAGUCUUUCUACUUCUUCAACAGGACAGAUAUAUUCAGUGACAACUGACUGUUCAGUUGCAUCCCAAAUCCAUUCUAUCCAUUCUAUCACCGCUAAAGAAGUUAACUCUAGACGUUCCAGAAGGGCAAAGUCAAAACUGCAGAGGGACAAAACAGCUGCGAAGUUGCUUGUUGUAAUUGUCUGUGUCUUUGCCAUUUGCUGGACACCAUAUUCAUUGCUUAUGCUUAUUAAUGCAGCCUGCAAUUGUAUACCUGGAGUUUGGUAUGAAUUAUCAUUUUGGCUUUUGUGGCUUAAUUCUGCUGUGAAUCCUGUUCUCUACCCGCUCUGUCAUGUUAAAUUUCAAAAGGCUUUCAGAAAAAUAUUAUGCCCUGAACAUUUUGUAAUAAUUGGCCCAUGUCAGUGAACCUCUUCUUAGGGUCCAUCAGCACAGUAACUACAGCUUUAACUAGAUAGCUUUGCUGCUGUUAGCAGGGUAGCCGUGGCUGCCUGAAGGUUAAAGUGGUCUACAAAACACUUCUGAGAGAUCUGUUUUGGCAUCUGCAGUGUGCUGAGCAUCAUGCUGCUUCAUUUACAUUGACAUAUUCAUAAAGAGCUAAACCAAGAGACUUACAGUAAAAGAUCCCCUAUCUUAUUUUAGCUAAGCAUGGUCAUUUCUUGACUAACAAAAUAUUUGGUCAUAUAUGGCUGGUCAUAUAUUUCUGUAUUUUUCAAUGUGGGAAAUAUUUUAGUUUGCCAUGAGACUGGUAUUUCUCAAGACAUGAACUGCCCUUUCCUUUCCUUUCCUUUCCUUUCCUUUCCUUUCCUUUCCUUUCCUUUCCUUUCGAUAGUAUCAUACUAAAUUCAAAAGUAGCUUUUGUCUUGUGCAAAUCAUUCAUUUAUGACAUUUAUUCUUGAACAUAGAGCAGCAUCACUUCCUUGUAUUGUUUAGUAAAGGUGUUUAUGGGAGAAAGACACUGCAUGCUUAGCUGUGGUGGCAGGGCCUUUAGGCUAGAGACAGACAGUACACGUAAACUGGUUUAAGUGAUCAGAAACUGAUUUAAACCUGCAACAGAACAGACAUUCAGUGCACAUAAACCAGUUUCAAAAUGGUGUAUGCAGUGUCUGUCCCAGAUCCCUUGCUGGUUUAACUUAAACCAGAGUCCCCUAGCAUCUUGGCAUGCUCUCUGGGCUGGGCUCUGUGCACCAACUCAGCAGGGCUGGCCAGCAAGGGCUGGAGUCUGGCCAGAGAGGGGUUUAAUUUCUCCCUCCCUUUCCCACUGGCAGGGAUCCAAGCUGGGUCUGCCAGCUGCUCUCCCUUUGCUACUGCAGUGGUGGGCUGUCAUGGCCUCUGAGGCAGAGGGGGCAGGGAGAGAGGUUAUUCACUGCCCCUGGGGGACCAGAGCCAGGUAUACCCUCUGCCACUGCCGCACUCGCUCCCUGCUUGGGGAAAGCAGUGGAAUAAGCCCUCUGCUGCCCGCUUUGCUGGACAUUGGAGGGAGGGGGAAUAAUCCCCAUCCCCAGAGAUGACCCAAGCAGAGUGUGGGGCCUGGGGCAAAUCAGCUUAUGUGGGGCUCCACCCCUGGAUGCAAGGAAGCCGGUGGUGGAUUCAGUGGGGGGAGGGUGCCGAAUGGCUGGCCAGCUGUGAAGCUGGCAGCAGCAUGAAGUUGCUGCAGCUGCUCCACCUGGCUCUGUGGGGCCCCCCAAAGCGUGGGGUCUGGGGCAGUCACCCCAAUUCGCCCCCCCUUCUAGGAACAACCCUGGCCGUCCCUGCCCUUCCCCCUCCCCAAGGGGCCCUGCUAGCUGGCUUCUAGCUGCACCCCUGCCCGCCCACUGUAGCAGCAAGGGGGCAGGCCCCUUGAUGGGGGCAGCAGUCCCUGUCAUAAUGUCAGGGAGUGCAAGCCCCUUCCUAGCAAGGGCCCCCACUACAGGGCAAGCUGAGCUGUGGCAGACUACACGCAGCAGCACUGGGGCCCAGAGGGGGCCAGAGCCCUCCAAGCCCCCCACAGCACCGUCAUCCAUAGAAGCUUUCCUUGCUCUGCAGCGUGGUUCCCUCUCCCUGCAGGCAUGCAGACCACACUAGUGUGGCCCAAAGAGCAUUUGGCCCCUAGUUGUUUAGAAAUUGAACAGCCUUGUAUUUACCAAUACUCCAGUUAUGAAAUUCUGAGAUUCAAUACCACAGGGCUAAUUAGCACAAAUUCUUUAGAAUUCAAGUAAUUUCUUCCCUUUCCACUAGUAGUGUAGUAUGAUGUCAUUAAUAUUAUUACAAUUCUUUUUAAUAAAGUUGUCUCAGAAGUU
Alligator mississippiensis (American alligator) is the source of this 3395-nucleotide messenger RNA. Its product is annotated as histamine H3 receptor-like. The coding region runs from base 325 to 1524 and encodes 399 amino acids. Gene Ontology annotation, cellular component: membrane. The record is from RefSeq and is a predicted model, not a curated record. NCBI's taxonomy places the organism in Eukaryota, Metazoa, Chordata, Crocodylia, Alligatoridae. The transcript has 3 exons. Gene Ontology annotation, molecular function: histamine receptor activity. Gene Ontology annotation, biological process: adenylate cyclase-activating adrenergic receptor signaling pathway.